Chenopodium quinoa (quinoa) is the source of this 1774-nucleotide messenger RNA. Its product is annotated as shikimate O-hydroxycinnamoyltransferase-like. Gene Ontology annotation, molecular function: acyltransferase activity, transferring groups other than amino-acyl groups. Lineage: Eukaryota; Viridiplantae; Streptophyta; Magnoliopsida; Caryophyllales; Amaranthaceae. The transcript has 2 exons. The record is from RefSeq and is a predicted model, not a curated record. The coding region runs from base 1 to 897 and encodes 298 amino acids.
AUGGUGCGCCCGGCCGAGGAGACUCCGAAGGGAAGUCUUUGGCUCUCGAGGCUAGACAUGAUGAUACGUGCGCCCUACUCCCACUCCGACGUUGUAGCCGUUUAUAGUCCUAAAGAAAAUAAAAUGGGUCACAAAGUUUUCGACGCAAAACUUUUAAAGGAGUCUUUAAGUAAAGUUUUAGUACCAUUUUAUCCGAUAGCGGGAAAACUAAAAAUGAACGAUGAGAAUGGUCGAUUCAAAAUCGAUUGCAAUGCGGCCGGAGCAUUGUUCGUAGACGUGGAAACAACGCAUACGCUUGCGGACUUAGGUGCCGGGUUUCGCAAGGUGAGAUUUCCAACCACAAGGGAGUUUAUGUUCAAUUUCAAUAAACUUUACAUUAACAACAUAAAACUACAAGCAACAUUGCAACCCCAAAAGGCACAAACCUACAAUCUAAGUACAUACGAGGUGCUAGCCGGGCAGGUAUGGCGAACUACAUGCAAAGCACGUGGUUUAACAGGUGAUCAAGACGUAAAACUCUACAUACAUAUAGAUGGGCGUUCAAGAUUGAAGGGUCCAACAUUACCACAAGGGUAUUUUGGAAAUGUUAUUUUCUUUACUGCUUGUAUUGCUAAGGCACGUGAUAUCACGUGCAAUCCGGUAUGGUACUCCGCGAGUAAGAUACAUGAAGCCCUAAUGAAAGUUCAAAGCACAGAGUACUUAAGAUCGGCAAUUGAUUACCUAGAAUCACAGUCGGAUCUAGACUCAAUCGUUCGUGGGGCCCCACAUGUUACAUGUCCAAAUCUCAUGAUAAACUCUUGGGCCAAACUACCCACUGAUUUAGCGGAUUUUGGUUGGGGAAAGCCCAAUUUAGUGGCCCAUGGUGGAAUUAUAAACGAGGGACAACGUUUUUUAUAGCAAACCCAAAAGAAGAAGGUGCCAUUUCAUUGAACAUUAAGCUUUUUGAUGAUCACAUAUCUCUCUUUGAGAAAUACAUUAAUGACUUUCAAAUUACUCCUAGUUUAUAAAUUGGAGAGUUUGAAAUAAUUAAAUCAUUUUUGUUUUGAUUCUUUAUGUUAGUUGAGUGUGUGAAAACAAUAAUGUACUCCAUAUGAAAUUUCUUUGGUUCAAUUUUUAUUCAAAGAAUUAUUAAUGUCAAAUUGUCAACUAUUUAUUCAUUUUUAUUUGAUGCAUUUCAAUUCAAUGCUGUACAUUGUCUAAUACUAUUACUCCCUUUUUCUUUCUAGUCAAUUUUGUCUUAAUCCGUUCUUAUUUAUCGUUCUCCUUAACUCUACAAUAAUAAUUACUCCACGCACUUUUUUCCCCCUCUUAUUUAGCUUUAUUCACCUUUUUCUUAUAAAAACUCACUUUUUUUUUUUAUACACAAAUGAUACUCUCUCUCGCUCUUUAGCAUGAUGGUGAAUGACAUUUGAACUCAUGAUCUUUAUGUCACGCGGAAAUGCUGAAUCUUAAUACAAUACAUGGGCAUGCCAGCUACGUAGUCUAAUUGUCGGCCCAUAGAAAAUGUAUCAAGGAAAUUUGUACUGUGUAUAACCUUAGAUUAGUAUUGAAUUAAGUAUGACAAGAUUGACAACGAAAGACAAAAUUGAAACAUUAUCGACAAAUCACAUCAACUAUUGUACUGCUCUUACUCCCACUUUAAUGCUUAAUUGUAAAUUAAUAAUAACACCAAUCAAAUCUUACAGAUCGUAAAAGUAACACGAUAAAAUUCAUAGUAGUAUUUUAAACUUAGUAGAUACUUUUAACAAAAAUGACGUAUUCCCUCCAUCUUAUA